AUGAUCAGAGAAGAAGAGGAAUCAGACCGGUUCAGAUAAACAGAGAUAUUGACUCAGAUAAAAGAUAGAUGUGGCGAGCUCUGAUAACCUUCCCUUUGGUUGUUCUACUUUUCCCAACCACCCUUUCCCAGGCUUUCAUUCAGGUUCCCUGCCGGCAAACGUUUGAGGACUUCACAAAGAACUUUGACGUUGACUGUACGAGUCCGUGUGAGGUAUUGUGUCACGGACGAUGUCACGAGACUUACUCUGCUGAGACUAUUACAGGUUUCCUGUAUUAUACAGCCUCCACGCCAAUUUGCUAUGCAGCGCUGUUCCAAGGUACCACCGUCAUCAAAAUUGGGGGUUCUUUCGCUAUACGAGCCAGUGGUGAGAUGCCAGGAUUUGUAAGUGGUACGAGUAUGAUGGGGGAGGAGGAGAGGUCACAGUCUUCUACCACACCUCAACCAGGCUGGUUUAUUGAACCUUACGAGAGAGUCAGGUUUAUCCAGGAACCAGAGGACACGACAGUAAGACUGGGCAAGUACCUGACACUGACCUGCCAGGUUAACUCCAGAUCACGGGCUCGUAUCACGUGGUACAACAACGAUAGGGAGGUCUCCUGGUCCACUACUGUCGACUGUGCCGGCGAGGUGUGUAUGAUCCAGCAUGCGGAGAAGAGCCACGCUGGAACCUGGUGGUGUAAAGUAGACACAGAAUACAGUGGCACUCUGGUCAGCAGACACGUGACCGUUACUGUGGCAUAUCUCAACACUACCUUCAUCUACCAGCCUCGUGACUCUGCCAGAGCGUACUCUGGAGACAGUGGUUCUCUGAAAAUGUUACCAGACUCACGCUGGCCCCUAGUCCUGCCCUGCUCUGUGGACAGUCAGCCCCCUGCUCUGAUCACCUGGUAUAAGAACAACAGACCCCUCUUGGAGAGACACGUCUUCCAGGUCCAGGACGGCAGCCUCUAUUUCCUCACUGUGGAUGAUAAGGACAGUGGGAGUUACAAAUGUUCAGCACUCAACACCGUGACAAACGAGACCGUUACUAGCAACACUAAACGCAUACAGAGGGACAUGCAAGCAACACGUCCUGGUCCGGUCCCCUCCUCCAUCAUAUCCUCUAUUGCUGCCAGCUCGGUCUACGCUAGUCCUGGAGAUACGGUGACAUUGAGAUGUGUUGCUAAAGGUAACCCUAUCCCCACCAUAUCAUGGAAUGUCCCUGGCCCUGUUGCCACUUCUGGACGCAACUCCUCCCCCUUCUUCGGCAGGAAAUACAUCAUCACUAAUGUUAGGAAGAGUGAUACUGGAGAGUACAAGUGCAGUGCUCUCAACGACAACGAUUACAUGAUAGGUGCUUCCUUCAUCUUCAAAGUGAUAGUGGUGACUGCUCCAACUUUCUCUAUUGUUCCUAGAGAUCAGACAAUCAGUCAGGGAGACCAAGCUGUAUUGAGUUGUGGUUUACAGAACAGGGGGUCUUUAGACUGGCUAAAAGACGGAACACAGGUCAACCUCAGUCCUUCUGUCCAGAUGAACGGUGACAAUCUUGUUAUUGAGGACGUAUCAGCUGUGAAUGUGGGGAUGUACCAGUGUGUUACUGGGUAUAUGUUCGGAGAUAACAGGUAUGUUCGACAGUCCAGUGCGUACCUGUCCGUGUGGUCUGAACCUAAAAUAACGAUUACAAACAAGGAGGACAUGAUCCACGAGGGUGGACAGUCUAUUAGGAUCAGGUGUACUGCCUCCGGGUACCCUUACCCUUAUGUGACCUGGUUUAAGGAUGGGAUGCCGCUGGUGUUCGAUGAUAGGAUUAGAAUGAUGGAUAUACAAAGUAUCAUGAUAGAUAACCUAGAUGGUUUAGAUUACGGUGAUUACACGUGUGUUGCGCGCAACUCUCUAAACACUGCUAAUCUUACUCGGACCCUCAAUGUUAUUGUUAAAGCUAAGAUCGUGAGUUUAGAAGCGUCUGAUGAGAGGGGAUAUUAUCUGUCCGGAGAUAAGAUACUGAUCACUUGUGUAGCAGCGGGUUCAAAGGACCUUGACAUUACCUGGAGUAAAGACAACGAUCAAGAUCUCGGAACAGGUGUUGUGGUUAAAGAAGAGAAUGAUGUGGAGUUGUAUGAUUACGUGAUCACGAGAUCAGUUCUGGAGAUACCCGUCUCAUAUGUUCACCACGAGGGCACCUACAGAUGUUUGGCAAGGAACUAUCUAGGUCGACACAACAAGGACCUGGCUAUCAGAGUGUACCCUGAGGCUAUACCUCCCCGACUAGAAUCAGGUCCUAUAAACACGGUGAUCAGUUUUGAGAACAACAUGUUGGUUCAGUGCCAGUUUAGUGGUGCACCGCCUCCCUGGGUUACCUGGAGGAAGGACGGGCAGAUAGUUCAGUCGAUACCGAGUAGGAUAGUUCUCUUCCCCUCCGAGGAUGGUCUGACCUCCAACCUGAUGAUAACUGAUGCUGUCAAGUCAGAUAGCGGCAAUUACAGUUGUGAGGGUAGCAACUCUGCUGGCUACACAGUAAAGGGGUUGCUGCCUAUCCAAAUACACUACUCCGAUACCGGGGGAGUAAGGAACGGAACUAACUCCACCAGAGGACUCAUAUUCGCUCUACCUGUACUAUUUCUCUGGUUACUAUUCGUGUAACUUUGAUAUGGAGAUUAUCUGACCAUAUCAGAGACUUUUCCUUCAUGUUACAUGUUACUCGAUGCAAAGACGAAGAAAGUUCAAUAAAAUCUGUAGUAGAUCUCUGGCCAAGACCCAAGUUAUGGGCCAGUUUCAAUCCGUGAGAGGUGUAACAGAAACAGAGUGCUAAGCAGUAAGCAGGAGGAUGUCUGUUGUCAAAUCCGUCAGAAGAUGUUAAGAUUCGAAGUGCGCUCCAGUUUUGUGAGUUAGAUGUCAGUAUACGGAUAUGUUUAUUCUGGACGCCCUGCUAGCUUAUUUCAUCGUUUGACUUUCAAAUAGUGUAUAAUUUCACUAAUUUGACGAGACUGUACUUGAACACAAGGAAAUGUUUUUAAGAAGAUAAUGAACUGCAUCUGCCUGUUCUUCACGUAUUUCCAGCAUUUUUUGUCGCACUGUGCAGUAACCAUAAACAGUUUUAAUUGUAGACCACAGUAAAAUUCCUCACCCUGAUGUUUAUACUACUCAAAUAUGAAAUUAGUGCAUACUUGAUACUGCACACAAAUCAACAAGAGAGUGAUCCUCUCAAUAAAAUUCAUACGGAUCAGUUACAAUCUUAUAUGGUAUGGAUAUAAACUAUAAAGUAAAUCUAUUUGAAUUAUAGUUUGUCAAUCUUUUGAUGAAUUACGAAAUUACACUUUUUGUCACUGUAAAACGAUUAUUCUAUGAUUGGUAAACAAGCUGUAGAACGUUUAAUUUGUCGCAGCAACGUAUAAAUAUUUAUUUUGUACUUUUUAAGAUAUUUAUUUUAUUUGUUGCAGUAUUACUCUCUGUUCAAUGUGGUUUCCCUUUCAAUUCAUUUUUAGUUAGAUUAAUGAUUUUUUUGCUUUAGUUUGAAUUUAAAACAAUUGAUAUCGCAAAGACAUAAGAUAGAAAUUAGUCAUCAAAAUUGCAAAUGAAAUUAGCAAUUAGAUUAGAUCAUAUCACUAAUAAUAAUAGUAAAAAACUGCACUUUUAUUUAAUUGUUGUCACAGAAGUCUAGUCUAUAAAUAUUGUAAUAGUAAUACCAUACUGAGAAAUACCGGUGGUAAAUGGUAUGAAAUACUAAUAAGCAUUAUUAUUA
Molecule: messenger RNA, 3720 nt
Organism: Bolinopsis microptera
Lineage: Eukaryota; Metazoa; Ctenophora; Tentaculata; Lobata; Bolinopsidae
Product: hemicentin-2-like
Exons: 21
Coding region: 69-2621 (850 amino acids)
Biological process (GO): dendrite self-avoidance; axon guidance; homophilic cell-cell adhesion
Cellular component (GO): axon; plasma membrane
Molecular function (GO): cell-cell adhesion mediator activity
Source: RefSeq, a predicted model, not a curated record